Molecule: messenger RNA, 2271 nt
Organism: Endocarpon pusillum Z07020
Lineage: Eukaryota; Fungi; Ascomycota; Eurotiomycetes; Verrucariales; Verrucariaceae
Exons: 1
Coding region: 1-2271 (756 amino acids)
Cellular component (GO): vacuolar transporter chaperone complex; fungal-type vacuole membrane
Source: RefSeq, a predicted model, not a curated record
AUGAAGUUUGGCAAGACACUCUUGGUGUCAACCUACCCACCAUGGCAGGACAAUUACAUCGACUACACCAAGCUCAAGAAACUGUUACGAGAAGACGAGGCUUCACCGCAGCGCGAGUGGACCGAGCAAGACGAGGAAGACUUCGUUCAUGAGCUCAUAAAUGUCCAAUUGGACAAGGUUCACCAGUUCCAUGUUGACACCUAUAAAAGCCUUCGCGACCGAACGUCCGAAUGUGAAGUCAAGCUCGAGCCCAUUGCUGCUGCCACAGAGAGCGAGGAGGCCACCGCGGAUCAGAAGGCCGUUGUUCAAGAGGUCAUGAAGGACUUGGAUGGCAUCUCCAAAGAUGUCGAGCAGCUGAGGAAAUUUAGUCGGAUCAACUUUACCGGCUUCCUGAAGGCCGCAAAGAAACACGAUCGAAAACGCGGUCGUCACUACCGUGUACAGCCAAUUUUACAAGUCAGGCUUUCGCAGGUCUCCUUUCAUUCCGAAGAUUAUUCUCCUCUACUGCAGAGACUCUCGGCCAUGUACACUUUCUGCCAUCAAAUCUUACAGACCGACCAACGAAGAGAAUCAGGCGCAGCACCACGGCCGCGUGACACGUAUACCGCCCACAAGUUUUGGGUUCACUCCGACAAUCUGUUGGAAGUUAAAACAUUCAUACUCCGUCGGUUGCCUAUCCUCAUCUAUAAUCCGCAGUCUGCCAAAGUCGUUGACUCUUCUCAGAAGGAUCCCACCAUUACUUCCAUAUAUUUUGACAAUACGAGCUUCAAGCUGUAUGCACAGAAAGUUGACAAGGCUCCCGAAGCAAGCUCACUACGACUUCGAUGGACCGGACAGCUCAAAGAAAAGCCAAUGAUCCAGCUGGAGAAAAAAACUGUUGGCGAAUCCGUGGAAAGCAAGGAAAUCAGGAUUCCCAUCAAAGAGAAAUACAUCACCCCUUUCUUAAAGGGCGAAUAUAAGAUGGAAAAGCAGAUUCAAAAGCUGGAAGAACGACGUGGCCCGAACUCAGAGGAGAUUGAGACAUUAAAGAAAAAUGUCGAAGAAAUUCGAAACUUCGUCAAGGACAACGAGCUGGAGCCGAUGCUGCGAGCCAGCUAUACCCGGACGGCCUUCCAGAUCCCUGGAGACGACCGAAUCCGGAUCUCCUUGGACACGGAACUGGCAUUGAUCCGGGAAGACGCACUUGACGCCCAGCGUCCCUGCCGCGACCCUGCAGAAUGGCACCGAAUGGACAUUGAUGCGAACGAACUUGAAUACCCGUUCUCUACUAUCAAGAAAGGUGAAAUCACACGGUUCCCACAUGCAUUGCUUGAGAUCAAGGUGAAAGACUCCAAAGCUACGCGAAACAACGCUUGGCUGUCAGACUUGAUGAGUUCGCAUCUUGUGAAAGAGGCUCCUCAUUUUUCCAAGUUUGUGCAUGGCGUUGCUCAACUGUUCGAGGAUCACGUCAAUAGCUUUCCCUUUUGGUUGAGUGACCUAGAUACCGACAUUCGCAGAGAUCCCGAAAUUGCGUUUAAGGAAGAGCAGCAGAAGCAGACCCAGAAAGCGGAAGAUGAGUUUGCGGUGGGCAGCUUCUUGCCGGGCUCAAAGCUAUCUUCGUCACCAAAUUUCAAGACCAAAGUGGGCUCACCCCAAGGAUUCUCUUCAGGUACCAUGCAGUCGUCAAUGGCACAUCUGUCACAAUCUCACCGCUCCCGUCGUUCUCAGUUGGAGCCCACGGCAGAGGAGCAUGAUUCGGACGACGACGGUGUGGAAGCAGCGACGUCUCAGAUCGAGGUGACCGAUUCCUCCGCGCGGGGCCUGCGUGCAUUGUUUCCGGCGUUCUCCAAUUCACGCUAUGCCCGAAGGCACCGACAGGGUGCAGAGUGGGAGAACGCUGCUCUCCCACCUGGCGUGAAAGACCCUGGGAGAUGGAUCAAAGAUUCUGGGCCAGUCAAGGUGGAGGCGAAAGUGUGGCUUGCGAACCAACGUACGUUUGUCAAAUGGCAGCACAUCUCUGUUCUGCUGGCAUCACUUUCGUUGGGUUUGUACAAUGCUGCCGGAGUGGACAACAACACUGCUCGGGCUUUGGCAUUAGUGUACACUGCAUUCGCUGCUUUUGCUGGCAUCUGGGGCUGGGGAAUAUAUGUUUGGAGAAGCAGACUGAUUAUGCAGAGAAGUGGUAAGGACUUUGACAACAUGAUCGGUCCGGUGAUUGUAAGCGUCGGCUUGGCCGUCGCUCUCUGCUUGAACUUCGGAUUUAAAUACGCAGCCCGAGCCUCGACGUUGUGA